AUGAAGGUUCCUGAAGAAAUCGUAUACGAAAUCUUGCUUAGGUUACCCGUCAAGUCUCUACUUCGGUUCACGACAGUGUGCAAGUCAUGGAAUUGUAUGAUCAAAAGCUCUACCUUCAUCCACACCCAUCUCAAAUCCAACCAUCGAAACGACGACGUUCAACUCCUCCUCCACCAUCCUGAAUUUGAUAUUUACUCAUUGUACAGGGACGACGACAACAAAGACGACGGCCGUGCAUGUGCAUCAUCAUCAUCAUCAUCAUCAUCUACGCUUAUAGAGUAUAGUACCAAUCUUGACAAUCCAUAUACAUAUUACGCCGAACGCACUGGAACCAAGACCUGGGGAUCCGAGUUUGUGGGAACUUGUAACGGGCUCGUGUGCAUUGCUGGGAAAGACAAGCAUCAGAAAGAACUUGACAUUGGAAACCGGUACCUUGAGGCUGGUCAUCCGUCUGCUUUUGUCAUUGGUGCUCAGCAUUGGCUUCAAGCCAACGUGAGCACCUGGAAUAUUUCCAUUUUGUCAUUUGAUAUGUCCGGUGAAGUGUUCAGCAAGAUAGCCAUACCACCAGAAGCUGAAACAAGAAAAUGUUUGGAUUUUAAUCGAGAUUGCGUGGUUUCGAGGUACAGAGAGUCCCUUGCAUUUUUCGAAAGCUGUUGGGAGAGGAGGGAAAGUGGUUCGGUUCUUCGCAUGAACAUGUGGGUGAUGGAAGAGUAUGGUGUGGCCAAAUCAUGGACUAAACUAUUUGCAAUAUGCCUGGAAGGGCGUAUUUGUAGACUGGUUGGUUGUAGUAAACGUGGUGAAGAAGUUGUGCUCAAACUAAAGGUUGAUGAUGAUAUCGUUGAAUAUAAAUCUGUGAACACUAAGACCAAACAAGUUAAGAAUUUUCAUUUUGAUGGAGAACGUUCUACUUAUUACUCGGUCAUGGAUGCUUUCACAGAGAACCUUGUCUUGCUUGACAAGCCCAAUGUAUUUACAUACUAA
Prunus mume (Japanese apricot) is the source of this 981-nucleotide messenger RNA. NCBI's taxonomy places the organism in Eukaryota, Viridiplantae, Streptophyta, Magnoliopsida, Rosales, Rosaceae. The record is from RefSeq and is a predicted model, not a curated record.